UGUGUUCAUAGCGACAGCCCGGGGUUUAUCGUGGAGGGGAAAGGCGCCUUUAGCAGUUAGCUGAGAUGCGCGCUGGGCUUCGUGUCUGCAGCCGAAAUGGAGACAGAUUCCCCAGAGGAGGAGAGGACCGUGGUGGUGUCCGGAGUGCCCGAGGUGUUGCCCGUCAGCAGGAUGAUAGACAAACUAACAAUUCACUUCCAGAGCUUCAGAAAGAGCCAUGGAGGAGACGUGGGGGUCGUCCAGUCCCCCACCAACAUGCAGGGAGUCGCUUUUGUCACUUUCGACAAUGCUGAAGAUGCAAACAGGGCGCUGCAAAAGGAGCAGCAGAUCAUGACGGACGAUGAGUUUCCAAAAGAAUACCUGCUCACGGUGUUCCCCUUCACUCCAGAUGUGUUUUUAUACGUCUCCAGCGCUACAGUUGAUCUCUUGGUAUUCGGCAGAGAUCAGUCGUUGCUGAUUCAGAGUCUGCGUUCAGCUCACAGGUCGAUACGUUUCCAACCUUCGCCUGAGAAGAAGGAAGCCAUCAUUGAAGGGCCUUUCACCGCUGUCCGGACCCUGAGACAGGACCUCAUCCUCAGGGCAGAAAGACUUAAAUCCUCAUCCCAAACAGCUGCCGUCAAACUCAAAGAAAUGGCUCCUAAUCCCAGGGUCACAUCUCCUCACAGAGGGGCUGAUGCUAAGCUCAAACCAGAAAGUGCGAACUGCUUAUCGCCUCCGCUGCACACCACAGGUGAGGAAACCCAACACCUGCACUCAAAUGCUAGAACUCCUUCCCCGAGGCGAAAAGCUUCCCAUAAGAGUGAUCGGCUCGAAAUGCCCACAGAAUACAGGACAGAGCAAGUGGAAACCAGCCCCAGUCCAGUGCAAAUUUCAAGGAAUAGACCGUCCUUACAAGGCCUGGAGCUGGAAAUAUCACCAAAACAGUCAGGAGUAGACGGUGUUUCAGAAAAACGCAGCAGACCAGACAGGGUUUCAGCGGCUCAGAUCAGAGGACAGAGUCAGACAGGCCGCAGCAGCAGUGCUGACUAUCUGAAGGAAUCAGAUCAGAACAACCCAGCCACUACCGCUAAGAUCCAGACCAGACUUAAACAUGUCUCAAAGUCCUCCAAGAGUAGCACUGGGGACACAGUUGCAGCUGGUCCCAGGGAUCAGGAGGAUACGUGCAUCUGGGUGGACUCCUACAUAUUCAGAUACAUCAAAAAAUUUGACAAAGAGGAGUUUGACCGUAUCUCCAGAGAAGUUGAUGUGUCCGUGCACAGCGAAGGCACCGACCUCGUAAGGAUAAUGUUGACCAAGAGGCCAACAUCCACGGUCUCACGGCUGCAGAUUGCAUUAGGAACACUCCAAAUAAUGGUGGAGGUUAGGAGAAAGCUGUUGAGAAUUCAUCAGAUCGACUUCAACAAGAAGGACAAGCAGAGAGUGAGACAAAUCUGCCAACAUGUGAACGUCCUGCACGCAAGAGUUUUAUACAUGAUAGGGGACUCUUGUGUAAUAGUCAUUGGCUACUCCGUUUCAUGUCACCUGUUCUGUGAAAUGGUGCAGGAGAGACUAAACUCAAAGACCCUCGAAUAACGUAAUAGAUGGAGUGACUGCAGUUCUAUAGAUGACCACACGGUGGCAGCAUUGUACUGCAUUUUGCAUCCACAAAACCAGCUCCUGCACAGUGGGUCUGAAAUCAACUUAAAGUUAAGUUAAAAAUGACUGGCACAGUUUGGAUCCCCCUGUUAAACCAACACAUAUUUUUUAUUACCCUGGCUAAUAAUCAGACUCAUAUGAGUUAAAAACCCUGUAUCGAAGAACUUCCUGUCUCUAAAACCCAGUUAAACAUGCUUAUUAAAUUAAAAGAAUCAAAUGCUUUGCUCCUGUUUAUCCCUGAAAUGUUUUAGUCAUUUUGAAGUUGAUUAGUUGUGUAUUUAUAGCUGACAAAAACGUGGAAAAAGUGGAAAAUACUCUUAAUAUAAAGUAAAUGUCUAAUUUGAUAUUGUUAUGUGUAUAGAUUUCUCCUUAAUUGACCAAAAUUGUAACAAAAGAUUUGUGAUAAUUGUACAUUUUGCAUCUCUUCAUGUCUGUUUAUUGCAUCUCUGUGAUUAUAUUUGCACUUUUUGUAGUUGUUUUGCAUUUCUUUGUGGUCGAUUUGCCUUUUUUUAUUAAAACUUGUA
Molecule: messenger RNA, 2159 nt
Organism: Eleginops maclovinus (Patagonian blennie)
Lineage: Eukaryota; Metazoa; Chordata; Actinopteri; Perciformes; Eleginopidae
Exons: 3
Coding region: 97-1572 (491 amino acids)
Molecular function (GO): RNA binding
Source: RefSeq, a predicted model, not a curated record